AUGGCAACAACAAUGUUAACAUCAACUCCUACUAAAGAAAAGAAAAAGCAUUCGUCGCCAAACAAACAAAAUCGAUCAAAUAUUGCUGGUACACUUAAACGCAAUCCAAAAUAUGAAUUAAAAAAGGAUGAACUUAUACAGCUAUUAGGACGUUUUGAAGCUGAACUUCAAGCUAAAGAUAUUGCCUUAGCAGCACUGAAGUCAGAAAAAGUGAAAACACUUUUAUCCAAUGCACGAUUUGGUCGUCUUAGUUGUCAAACUGAUCCUUAUGCUGCGUUACUUCGUGAUAGCGAACAUGUUAAAGAAGAUGUACUCAAUGAACAAGUACCAAUGAAAAAUGCAUACGAAACACAGCUCGUACAACUUGAAGAACUUAUUGUUCAACAAAGAAAACAAGUGCACACAUUAAAAUUUGCACUUGAUGAUGCACAUCAUAGAUUUGCAUUGUUGGCUCAAGAACUUGAAAAUGAAAAAAAAGAAAAAGCCCGAUUAAAAGCAUUUCAAAAUCAGUUACUAACCAACGAAGAAGAAAAAAUUCAAUUACACAACGAACUCGAAAAUGUUAAGCUACAUAGUCAGGAAUUAGAACAGCAAUUAACUCAAGUAAUAAAGCUACUGGAAAAUGAACAUGAACGACAUAAAAAAUUUGUUAUACUUCUCUUGAAUGAGCGUAAAGUUGAAAACGAACAUCAUCAAGAACAAUUAAAACAAUUAUCAAAUAAUCACACCAAUGAUGAUACAAAACGUGAAGCAAGAUUUAAAGAAUUAGAAUUAGAAAAUGAACGUACUAAACAACUUUUCACAGCACGUAUUCAACAGUUACAAAGUGAAAUUGAUUUAUUAGUAAAAGAAAAAAAGCAACAAACAAUAACAAAUAAUGGAGAAUUGGCUGAAACAUUCGCUCAGCCUCAAUCUAAAUCACGUCAAUUACCACCAACAGUUACUCAAACAACUCUUCCAACGAAUGAUCCACCAUCUUUGCCGUUCAAUGCCGAAAAACCAUUCGUGUCAACAACUGGUGGUAUUCGUCGUCCAACUAUUAUUCCAGCUCCAUCAACAUCGAAAAAUUCUACUAAUCUGAUAAAAAAAUCCGGGGUUGCACCUUUGUCACUUGCAACGCAUCCACAACAAACAUCAUCGAUGACAAACUCAACAUCAUCUAUCUCUGAGUUACCUAUAUCGCCAGUACCUGCUGUUGCUAAACGUAAUAUUAUACCUACUCGUUCAAUAUAUAAUGUAUCUCAAUCUCCAAUAAUUUCGAAUCCUCGUUCAUCAACAAUUAAUAGUCAAACAACAACAUCAUCAAUGUCGACUGUUUCAUCGAUAACAGGAAACAAUGCCACACGUGGUGGUGGCGGUAUCCCACGUUUGACGAAAAAUCCACAUCAAAUUGUUAAGCCAACAACGACGACAACAACAACAACUGGUCCAGCGAAACGACCUGGUCAGACUAGCUUUUCAUCAGAACACAAAGUUGAUGAUCUGCGAACUUUGUUAGAAACCAUUCAUACAGUUGCUGAAAAUCGUUUAACAUCUUCAACCGAUAUUGCCGAUUCACCAUCAUGCACAGACAAAAACGAUUUAAAUUCUACAUCAUCAUCAUCAUCAUUGUCACCCUCACAUCCCGACAUAAUCAUUUUUAGAGCUGCUGAGAAUGGAGAUACAGGCAUGAAAUUGACUGUUUUUGUUUCAAAAUGA
Rotaria socialis is the source of this 1698-nucleotide messenger RNA. Lineage: Eukaryota; Metazoa; Rotifera; Eurotatoria; Philodinida; Philodinidae. The record is from the annotation of a GenBank genome assembly.